Aspergillus calidoustus is the source of this 728-nucleotide messenger RNA. NCBI's taxonomy places the organism in Eukaryota, Fungi, Ascomycota, Eurotiomycetes, Eurotiales, Aspergillaceae. The record is from the annotation of a GenBank genome assembly.
CUUGACUUUGAUCGAUCGCGGAGUACGUACCCACUGCAUUUCUGCAGGCUUUACAAUAUCCCGAGACAGUACAAUCUCUUAUAACUCUUAACUGGCUGCUCCUGUUCGGCCUUUGGUGUCUCUAUCUCGCCCAAAAUGAACCGCCGCACAACCAAUACGCGCACCGUCUCCUUCGACGUCCCCGCGGGCAUCAACCCCAGCGCCAUAAUCAGGCUCUUGCACAACCACGUCGGCUUCAUCAAACUGAACCCAGUCGUAAUAAACGUGACAAAAGUCGCAACGGACCCAAUCGAGUACGAAGACAAAUGGUUCCUCGCGUCGGCAACGCAGCCGCCCAUCGAGACAUACAGACUCAGCAGCGCAAUCACGAUACUACCGCUGAUCGGGCGCAAGGGCCAGAAACUUAUUGAGUUCGAGACGUCGUUGCAGAGUACGGAGAAUGGGUUGAGGUCCAAGGCCGAUGCUGCGAUGGAUGUGUCUGUUUGGAGUCACUGGUGGGUUGACACUUCAGAUGACGGGAUCUCUACGCUCUCGGUGGAGAGAACAGUCGAGUGUUCGUGGUGGGUUAUGCCUUUUGUGACGUCGACAUAUGAUGGAGUGCAUGCGAGCGUUGGGAAGCAGUUGAUAGAAGGGGCUCGAUGAUUGGUCUAGUGUCUAGCUGAUGUAUACUAGUAUGGAGCUGAUACGGUAGAGUGCAUAUCGCAACUAUUUUUUCGUUCUAUGACAGC